Molecule: messenger RNA, 2469 nt
Organism: Oncorhynchus mykiss (rainbow trout)
Lineage: Eukaryota; Metazoa; Chordata; Actinopteri; Salmoniformes; Salmonidae
Gene: henmt1
Product: HEN methyltransferase 1
Biological process (GO): siRNA processing; piRNA processing; RNA methylation
Cellular component (GO): cytoplasm; nucleus
Molecular function (GO): O-methyltransferase activity; RNA methyltransferase activity
Source: RefSeq, a predicted model, not a curated record
CGCGGUUUUGUGGAGCGAUGGGUAACGAUGCUUCGUGGGUGACUGGUUCGCGCCCGGCGAGAGGACGGAUUAAAGUUAUUCUGUUACACAAGGCUAUAGAAAAACAAACAAUCAAAUAUAACACAUGCACCAAUAACUGGGAAGAAUGAACAUUUAAUGGAAAAUCGUAAAAAAAAAAACUGAACUCUGCUGCAGCCUGUUAUUUAGGCCAGAGUUCCGCAGACUCAGAUUUAGUCCACUUGAACUGGCAUUAAUUCAGAGAGAUGUUGCGCCAGCGCCAUAAUGGCUCAAAUUGCGCGAUUCGACCUCUAGCAGCAGUGUUUCAAGUAGUAACUAGUUAAUUGUUUACGAUGAACACGAUAUUUACUCCACCAUUGUACAUACAGCGAUACGAAUUUGUCAUCGACUUCGUCAAAAAGAACAAACCCAAAAAGGUGGUAGACUUGGGAUGCAAUGACUGCACUCUCCUUAGGAAGCUGAAGUUUCACAAAGAAAUUGAACUGCUUGCUGGACUGGACAUUGACUGUGCAGUUAUCAGGGCUAAAAUGUAUGAACUGGCACCGAUUCCAACUGACUACCUGCAGCCAGGUGAUCACCCCCUGACCAUUGAGCUGUACCAGGGUUCAGUCACCGAGCGGGAUCCCCGCACCAAAGGAUUUGAUCUGGUGACGAGUAUUGAGCUCAUUGAGCACCUACAGCUUGAGGAUGUGGAUAGGUUCACUGAGGUUGUAUUUGGCUACAUGGCCCCAGUAGCAGCAAUCAUUAGCACUCCAAACGCUGACUUCAACCCCCUGCUCCCCGGGCUGACAGGGUUUAGACACUACGACCACAAAUUUGAAUGGACUAAAGUAGAGUUUCAGACCUGGGCUCUGAAGGUGUGCAGAGAGUUUGGUUAUGUGGUGGCGUUUACAGGUGUAGGACAGAUACCGGCCCAGGAGGAGAGCAUUGGGUUCUGCUCUCAAAUCGGAGUGUUUCAGAUAGACAGGUCAGGAGGUGACGCACCACGUCUGCAAAAUAAUGUCGCAGAGGAGCAUCUUCCUUACAGAGUGUUAUACAACGUGGUGUACCCAAGCCUGUGUGACAGCAAUAUCUUCCAGAGGACUCUGGUGAAUGAGGUCCUGUACUGGGCUGAGACCCUGAAGAGAGAGUGGCUGGAGGAGAUACGUGGAGUGGGGGAUGAAGAAUCAGAACAGAUAGGUGAAGAGGGUUGUUCGAGAGAAGGAAUGGACAGGGAGGAGAGUCAGACAGGUGAAGUGGAGGCGGGUGGUAGAGGGUUUGAGGUAGAGAAUGAGGAGGUGGGGGGAGAGGGUAGAACAGACAUGGGACUCUACAGAGAAGGUCAGUCUGUGUGUGUCCCCUUGGUCAGGUUGUGCUCCUGCCCCAGAGUGCAAGCUCUGAGUGGGACAGUCCAGCAUCUCACAAAGUUCCUACUGGAGAACUCUAGAGUACAGUUAACCAACGAUGGCACUGCCGUGGUGUUGGUGGACAACGAUGAUGAAGAUUUGGAGUGGGAUGAGAACUGUGAUAACACAGGGACAGGUCCUUUCUUGGUCAGUAGCGUGGAGAACGAGGACUGGGAGACCGAGCUUGGUCAGUAGCAUGGAGAACAAGGACUGGGAGACCGAGCUUGGUCAGUAGCAUGGAGAACAAGGACUGGGAGACCGAGCUUGGUCAGUAGCAUGGAGAACGAGGACUGGGAGACCGAGCUUGGUCAGUAGCAUGGAGAACAAGGACUGGGAGACCGAGCUUGGUCAGUAGCAUGGAGAACGAGGACUGGGAGACCGAGCUUGGUCAGUAGCAUGGAGAACGAGGACUGGGAGACCGAGCUUGGUCAGUAGCAUGGAGAACGAGGACUGGGAGACCGAGCUUGGUCAGUAGCAUGGAGAACGAGGACUGGGAGACCGAGCUUGGUCAGUAGCAUGGAGAACGAGGACUGGGAGACCGAGCUUGGUCAGUAGCAUGGAGAACGAGGACUGGGAGACCGAGCUUGGUCAGUAGCAUGGAGAACGAGGACUGGGAGACCGAGCUUGGUCAGUAGCAUGGAGAACGAGGACUGGGAGACCGAGCUUGGUCAGUAGCAUGGAGAACGAGGACUGGGAGACCGAGCUUGGUCAGUAGCAUGGAGAACGAGGACUGGGAGACCGAGCUUGGGUGACCUUUGUCAUAUAAGGAGUGUAUUCUUUAAUGUACUAGUGGUGCGGAUUUUCAUUUUCUUUUACCCUGGCAAUAUACAGUUCUAGAACUAGGGGCCAUCAGAUAAGAUUCAACCAUAUCCUUAAAUGAAGAAGGAACAUGUUCCUAAUAAAAUGUGAUGAAUAUAGUCAUUGCCUGGUUCACACAAUCAACAUUUUGAACCGUUUUAAUCAACAGUGCAUGGUACACAGGAAAAGCAUACAGUACACCUGGUAAGGAAGCAAAUGUUGGUCAAAAAGACAGGAACAUUGGACACUGUCGACACUGACAGAAAAC